Fusarium oxysporum Fo47 is the source of this 1081-nucleotide messenger RNA. RefSeq lists its product as uncharacterized. The transcript has 2 exons. Lineage: Eukaryota; Fungi; Ascomycota; Sordariomycetes; Hypocreales; Nectriaceae. The coding region runs from base 236 to 1081 and encodes 281 amino acids. The record is from RefSeq and is a predicted model, not a curated record.
AGGGUCUAGGCAGCACAAUUCGGCCGAUUGCUUACGGAGAAGUAGGGCAUUGGGAAAUGUCCGUGAAUCCUUCGGCUACGCAAGAUUGACCGAUGAGCCACGUUUUACUUGUCAUGAUGCGCCCUUCUAAGCUUGUUUAGUGAUCGUCUCGGCAGUUGACUCACGUACAAGCCCACGCAGCAUCAGCCCUGAAUUCCCGAAAACAAAGAUCGUCCUGAAACGUGACACCAUCAGAAUGAAUCCUUUGGGUGUGCUGGGCUACGUCGUCCAAUGGUUUCUCUACGCGGGGCUCUACGGAUAUCAAGAUUAUUAUCCAUUGCUUACUGCACUGCGACACGUCCGCUCACUCAAACCCUCAACCUCUGAAGACGGAACGGCAGGAAUUCUAGGACGAACGAAUAAUCCAUCGUUUUGGUCGACGAUAUAUCCCAUCAAAGGCUUGGGAACAUGGCUUGUUGGCGCGGCUGCAAGAUCCGUUCUCGAGUUCUACCUUCAAAAGCUUGUUCCGGCCUUCCUUAUGAAAUGCAUCACAACGAUUAUCAUCGCACCUCUGAAGUUCCUCUGGAUUCGAUCGAUCAUGUCCGAUUAUUCUAUAUCUCUAGAGUCAAACAUCAGACUUCUUCGUUGCGUCACAGCUAAGCAGUGGUUUCACUUCAUCGGUACCUUGUUAGCUUGCAACGUUGUCGAUGAGAUACCAGACCUUGUCGUCAAGCUCAGCCUGUUGUUUCUGUUAGCAAACGGUGUCGAUGUUGUUAAGGAAUGGUCGAAGGAAAAUACCACGACGAUCGGAGUGAUACUUAUUGGCGUUUUCUUUACGUUGAAGAUCAUACACGCGGCGAUUCGGGUUCCGGAGACGGUGGCGGGUGUCGAAGCUGCUCCUGAGAUAGAUGAGAAUGGGGAAGGCAGGAGUACACACGAACUCUUGGUGGAUAUCAAGACGUCGUUGAAAAGCAUGACCUUUUCAUUGUGGUUCCGAUUCGUGGUUUACCAUUGCAUCGCUUUCGGCAUGGCUCGCAUUGCAUCUGCUGCUGGGAUCUUGGGCGAUAUUGAAGUCAACAUUAGUUGGAAAGACCCUCUGUAG